Messenger RNA from Odobenus rosmarus divergens (Pacific walrus), 1795 nucleotides. It is a transcript of the gene ANKH, whose product is annotated as ankylosis, progressive homolog (mouse). Bases 255 to 1733 code for a protein of 492 amino acids. The transcript has 12 exons. Gene Ontology annotation, biological process: phosphate ion transmembrane transport. Gene Ontology annotation, molecular function: phosphate transmembrane transporter activity. The record is from RefSeq and is a predicted model, not a curated record. Lineage: Eukaryota; Metazoa; Chordata; Mammalia; Carnivora; Odobenidae. Gene Ontology annotation, cellular component: membrane.
CUCUUUUUUUUCCCGGCAGAUCUUUGUUGUGUGGGAGGGCAGCAGGGAUGGACUUGAGCUUGCGGAUCUCCUGCUAGAGCAGCCGCGCUUGGCGAGGGCGCCGCAGCCGCGAGGAGGAGCCGCCGCCGCCCCGAGGCCCCGCCGGACCCGGCCGCGGUCCGCCCGCGCCCCCGCUCGGCCCACUCGCCCCGCGCCUCCCGGCUGAGUCCCCUCGCGGCGGCAGAUGUGUGUGGGGUCAGCCCACGGAGGGGACUAUGGUGAAAUUCCCGGCGCUCACGCACUACUGGCCCCUGAUCCGGUUCCUGGUGCCCCUGGGCAUCACCAACAUAGCCAUCGACUUCGGGGAGCAGGCCUUGAACCGGGGUAUUGCUGCUGUCAAGGAGGAUGCAGUGGAAAUGCUAGCCAGCUACGGGCUGGCGUACUCCCUAAUGAAGUUCUUCACGGGUCCCAUGAGUGACUUUAAAAAUGUGGGCCUGGUGUUUGUGAACAGCAAGCGAGACAGGACCAAAGCUGUCCUGUGCAUGGUGGUGGCCGGCGCCAUUGCUGCUAUCUUCCACACCCUGAUAGCUUAUAGUGACUUAGGCUACUACAUUAUCAAUAAACUGCACCAUGUGGAUGAGUCUGUGGGGAACAAAACGAGAAGGGCCUUCCUAUAUCUUGCUGCCUUCCCUUUUAUGGAUGCAAUGGCAUGGACCCAUGCUGGCAUUCUCCUAAAACACAAAUACAGUUUCCUGGUGGGAUGUGCAUCCAUCUCCGAUGUCAUAGCUCAGGUCGUGUUUGUCGCCAUCCUACUGCACAGUCACCUGGAAUGCAGAGAGCCCCUGCUCAUCCCCAUUCUGUCCCUGUACAUGGGCGCCCUCGUGCGCUGCACCACCCUGUGCCUGGGCUACUACAAGAACAUCCACGACAUCAUCCCCGACAGGAGCGGACCGGAGCUGGGGGGAGAUGCAACUAUAAGAAAGAUGCUGAGCUUCUGGUGGCCUUUGGCCCUCAUCUUGGCUACACAGAGAAUCAGUAGGCCUAUUGUCAACCUCUUUGUUUCCCGGGACCUUGGUGGCAGUUCUGCAGCUACUGAGGCGGUGGCAAUCUUGACAGCCACGUACCCUGUGGGUCACAUGCCAUAUGGCUGGCUGACAGAAAUCCGUGCUGUCUACCCGGCUUUUGACAAGAAUAACCCCAGCAAUAAACUGGUGAGCACAAGCAACACGGUGACCGCAGCUCACAUCAAGAAGUUCACGUUUGUCUGCAUGGCCUUAUCGCUCACGCUCUGUUUCGUGAUGUUCUGGACGCCCAACGUUUCCGAGAAAAUUCUGAUAGACAUCAUUGGAGUGGACUUCGCCUUUGCAGAACUCUGCGUUGUUCCCCUGCGCAUCUUCUCCUUCUUCCCAGUUCCAGUCACUGUGAGGGCCCAUCUCACCGGGUGGCUGAUGACGCUGAAGAAGACCUUUGUCCUGGCCCCCAGCUCCGUGCUGCGGAUCAUCGUCCUCAUCACCAGCCUCGUGGUCCUGCCCUACCUGGGGGUACAUGGAGCCACCCUGGGCGUGGGCUCCCUCCUGGCAGGGUUUGUGGGAGAGUCCACCAUGGUCGCCAUAGCCGCGUGCUACGUCUAUCGGAAACAGAAAAAGAAGAUGGAGACCGAGACCGCAGCCGAGGGGGAGGACUCGGCCAUGACGGACAUUCCACCGGCGGAGGAGGGGACAGACGUGGUGGAAAUGCGAGAGGAGAAUGACUAAGGCGCCGGACGCGGGGACAGCAGGGCGGCCAGGUGGCAGUGCAGCGACAUCUCCUCUCCCUC